This is a messenger RNA of Parascedosporium putredinis, 912 nucleotides long. Lineage: Eukaryota; Fungi; Ascomycota; Sordariomycetes; Microascales; Microascaceae. The record is from the annotation of a GenBank genome assembly.
AUGCGCAUAAAUUCCGGUAUCCUCACGCUAUUGCUCGUCGCGAGCCCUGCAGUCGCAGCGCCGGCAGCAAGGCAAGAAGCGAGCGAUGAAUACGACUAUAUCGUGAUUGGUAGCGGGCCCGGAGGCGGGCCUCUAGCUGUGAACCUAGCCAAAGCUGGCCACUCCCAUUUCGAGGAGGAGGAAAAGAACAAGGCAAACGACCAUGGUGUCUGGAGAACUACCGAGGGGCGAUAUUGGGUUGGAAAGGAAGAUCCGCCAGAAGGAGCUGAGUUUCUGGGCAUCUACUACCCUCGAGGCGCUACGGUGGGAGGAUCUUCCAUGAUCAAUGCCAUGGCCACUUGGCUUCCCGCGGAUAGCGAUUGGAACUACGUUGUCGAACUGACUGGGGAUGAGUCUUGGAGUGCGGAGAAUAUGCGAGACAUAUUCGCUCGCAUUGAGAAAAAUAACUACCUUCCCGAAGGUACUCCUGGACACGGCUUCGAUGGCUGGUUCGAGACCAUGAUGACAACCGGAUUCGGGCCUCCCGGGAGCGGGAGUGACGCACCUGCCAAUCCAAUUACUGAAUCCAUGGCAUCUGAGAUCGGACUCGACCCGGCUAGCGUGCCAGAGCUCAUAUCCGCUGAUCCUAACGCCGUGGACCCGGAUCGCGAUACGACCCAAGGUAUAUGGGGACUCCCCAGGCACCAGAGGGCCAAUGGCCAGCGAUAUAGCUCCCGGCAUUACAUCCUCGAAUCGAUCGAGGAGGGAAUCCCACUAACGCUCUCCGUGAACUCUCUUGCGACUAAAGUGCUCUUUGAAGCAGGCGAGCCGGACGAUGAAGAGGCCCGGCCUCGCGCUACUGGUGUCGAAUAUCUUGAAGGAAAAGCCAUAUAUGGGGCUGAUCCGCGGAGCGGUGCCGACUCGGAGGAUUAA